UAUCGCAGGGAGCCGGGGCGGGGGGACCCGGACCUAGCCGAUGCGCAGCUCCCCGCCCCUGCCUCGCCUCCCUUCUCCGCGUCUCUAAACCCGGACCCGCCCACGUGGGGCCGCAGCCCAUCGAAUGGCUCUAUGCAACGUGUUGGCGGCGGCUGCGCGGGCUCUUCCGGCCUCUGCCGCUUCCUGCAAAGCAGAACCCCCCAUCCCCUGCCCGGCCCCUUGUCUCCUCUAGCCUCCGACCCCCUCAGCUCCCGCCGGCCCAGCCCAGCGCUGCCCCGGCUAAGCGCAAGGCUCUCUGGUUAGCUGCGACUGAGAGCAUCAUGCGAGCACUGCCUUUCCCGGUGCUGCUCUUAUUCCUGCUUGCUGCUGGAGUCUGGGCUAGCAUAUCCUUUCCUUCUCCCAAGCAGCAGCCUCAGCCGCAGCCGCCGGUGCCGCCCGAGGUAAGCCCCAGGUUGGGGCCGGACAAUGCCACCCAGCUGGAAGGAGAGGGGGCGGUGGGCGGCAGCGCCAAUCGGAGCGAAACCUUGGUUACCCGCAUCUCCAGUCUGCUCCGGGACCUGCCCACACUUAAGGCGGCUGUGAUCGUGGCGUGCGCCUUCACCUCUUUCCUCAUCGCCUGCCUGCUGCUCCGGGUAUUCAGGUCUGGAAAGAGAAUAAAGAAAACCCGGAAAUAUGAUAUCAUUACCACUCCAGCAGAGAGAGUAGAAAUGACUCCUUUAAAUGAAGAGGAUGAGGAUGAGGAGGACUCCACAGUUUUUGAUGUCAAAUACAGGUAAAAACCACUAUUCUGGAGUUGUGGCACACCAUGAAAAUCAGUCAGCCAUUGAAAGCCCUGCUGAACCCUUAAGUGUGAAAGGAAGGGUGGAGAACAUCAUCUCUGAAGCAUUGAUACCAAAACAAAUAUUCCCUCUGACUCCAGGACUUUAUUUAUAUUAUAAACUGUUCAGCAGCAGGCAGGCCUGUGUUGAACUUUUGCGUCAAAAUGUCAGAAUUAAGCUCUUCCUUUCCAAACCACUACCUUUGGUUAACCUGUGUCACUUCUAUGAAUAUCUCCUUCAAAUGCCACCAGCUUCCAGUUCUCUCUUUUUGAAGAGAUUAUUUGACAAAGGGAAAGGGUAGAACUCUUUUUUACGUUUCUCCUCUUAAAGCAGGUUUCCACAAGAUGAGAAUAUUUUAAAAAAUACAUCCAGACCCCAAACACUAAAAAGCCAGAAGAAAAUUCAGCUCUACAGUUUAGAAUUAGAUGCUUUUUCUUGUCUGGCUCUUGAGUCUCAAGAUCUGAGAUAAGUUAUGCCAGCCUGUUGGUUACUUUAAAUUCUGGCCACUUGCCUUAAUCUUUUGGUGAGUGUGUUUAAUGGAAAAGCAGAUAUCAAUAAUGGUGACUAGUGGCCCUACACUAAACCAGCCUUGCCAGGAUUGUGUGUUUGUAUGCAACAGAUUUAUUGGUGAAAAAAAUUGUGAUCGCUUGCUACUGAUUUCGACAAUUGCACUAGCCCCUACUGAAUCAUGCUGUUCCUCAUGCUCCAGUGGAGCUAAUUGGUGUCUGAAAUGAAGUAGUUUUUGUUAGGCUUAUUAUUAUUAUUAUUAUUAUUAUUUUAAAGAGUGUGAGUCCAACAGAAUUAGGCUUGGCUGGUUUGAAAAGAAUUGUAGAUUUCAGAAAAAAAAUUAUAUUUUUAUGAUUUUUCCUCCCCUGCUGGGAAAAUAAAACACCAGGCAGCUUUUGGUUUGUGUAAAAGUUUGUGCCAUUUUUCUUCCCCUAACUUUGCCACAGCUUUCUUUGUGUGUGUGAGUAUGUAUGUGUACAUGUGCAUGUGUGCGUGUAUUUCAGUUGCCUAAAUUUAACUGAGUGGCAAUUUUGGAUUGCUGAGAAGAGUUUGGUCAGUGACUGUAUCAGAAGUAAAUUUGGAAAUUUGGAAAUUUGGAAAAAACUGGAAAUAUCUCUGCCACUUUGGGCUUAUGAAUCUCAUUUUACUGUAAAGUAUACAGCAAUUUGGAGUGAGAGAGGUAUUUUUGUUUCCUCUUACACUUCAGGAAUAAUGAAUUUAGGCAGUACAUAUGUCUCUCUCCAAAUUAGAUUUGCAUCAUUCACAAGGAUUGCUGAACUUAUAACUUUAGAAGUAUAUGCAUCUGCUGAUUGCCAGUGACCCAGAAGUGAUUGAAUUUGCCUUUGCUUGAGCAUUGCACUGAAGUCUUUUAGUGGCACCUUUUGGGCCCCAGGAAAUUCAACCUGGCUGGAAACAGUUUUUUCCCCUACUCUUCCCUCCCUUCUGCUUCUUCUCCUUCUCUCCCCUCUCUUUUCUUCACCUCACAAGUUUUUUACCUUUUUUCCCCUUUGUUUGCUCUACACUGUCUUUCCAGCCUUUUUUGGAACUAUUUCUUUUUAUACUUUUUGCUGUUGAUUGGAGGAAGUCUAUUCUAUUAAAAUAUUUCUCUGGCAGCAACCUGGGAAGGUUUCUUAGCAAUUCAUAAGGCUUCCAGCAUUCUGGGGCUCUUGGGACAUCCAUAGACCUUUUUUAUACUCUCUGAGUUUGCUGGUACCAUAAAUAACUUGUGCAGAGAGGGUGCUUUGAAUAUAGCAGGCCAUGAAGACUCCCUCUAAGAAUACCACUUUAUAUUGCCAUAGCAUUUUGAAUCAAACCAGAAAAGGCUUUGUAACUAUUGAAACCAACACACAGUGUCUCCUGGACCCUUGCCCUAUGCAUUGGCUCCAUGUGUUGACCUUUUUCUUUUUCCUUUUUUUUUUAAACCAUCUGCCAAAGUGGGUGGGGAUAGGAACAGAGAAGGAUGUGGUUACUCCCUAUCUCUUGAAAAUGCACUCUCAGCCAGAGUGGUAGCUAUAAAUGACACCUUCCUAUUUACCAUCUGCUCCUUCUGUACCUUUUAACUGAAAUGUGCUGAUACACUGCCUUUUAAAAUAUUCCCUUUCCUCCCUCGCCCCAUUCCAUUUGCAAGAUGGGCCAAAAACCUAGAUUUUCUCUCCUUUAUGAACUGCUUUGUCAAAAUUAUGUUCCUGGAAUCACUUGUGAUCUCUGAAGCAGGUCAAUGUGGAUGACCCUUUAAAUUCUUAUUGGAAUUUUGGAACUCUAGGUAUUUAGGUGAAUGUUUGACUAAAAUGAAUUAUUUCUGAUAGUGAUGCUUUUUGAAAUAGAACAUGGUGCCUUUUUCCCCUUAGGGAAAUGAUUUUAAGGCUUAUUUACUACAAAGCUUUAUCAACAUCAGUUCCAUUGGAUGAUUCCACAAACCUGGUGAAUUAGAUAAAAAAUGUUUAAACAUAAAAUAGUGGUGGGGAGAAAAGUUUUUUUUUUUAAAAAUUUUAUUUUCACAUGGGUAUGUUGGAUAAGGUUUUAGAAACUUUCUUUCCUGGUGUGUAAUAAUGAAACCCAUUUUCCUGAUAGUUUCUGGGAAAGACCUUUGUAUUUUUCUAAAGAUUAUGCCCCACCAUGUCAAGGUCUCUCACUUUUGGCCUGAAUUCAACUUUCUAAGAGUGGUAUUCUUUAUCAUUUCAUAGGUUUGUAUGAUGAGGAUGAGCUUCAGGAGGGAGUUUGUCACUUUCCACCUUUACUAAAAAGCCAGAAAUAAAAUGUGUCUAAUUCUUUUUCUAGGAACUCUUGUUCUUAAUGGCAUUCUAAGCAAUAGUAAAAAUUGAAAAGCAGAUCUUUUCUAAGCUUGGGGUAUUUGAGAUUUACAUAUCUCAGGCCUGGUAUUUGGUUCUGGACUUUGAGGCUGUUUAACCUGCACCCACUCUAGUUCAGGGGCAUUUUCUUCUCAGAGAAAUUUGUUUUAUACUAGUCUAUAGAUACACUUGUGGAGUAGCUCAGGAGGAGGAAAAAGCUAGUUCUGCAGUCAACCUUCUUUAUUGAUCGACUGAGCCACAGAUAGAAAAUGACUUUUUCUGAUUCUCCUACUUGCAUUUCACUCGGAUAAUGGAUUGUGAAGUGGGAAAGUGUCCUUCAGCAUACAUCUUUCCAAUAAAGAAGAUAAGUUUUUUUUUUAUUCCUCGCUAUGCUAUGUAAAGCCCAAGUGGAAGGCAGAAAAGAUAAUGACUCAACACUUAUCACCUCUUCCUUCUAAGUGGAGAGAAUAUUGAAAAGGUGAUGUUAGAAUUGAUUAUUCUAUGGCUUAUGUUGGGGAGGAGGGUUUGGAAGAGGAAGGCUCUGGAAGAAUAUUUUAAAAUGACAGGCUUCAAUUUUUAACCCUAAAGGGUUCCUGGGGAAAGCCUUGAAUUGCAUUGUUAACCCUUAACUGCUAGAUAAAAUGCUUACCUUCUAGACACAACUUUUCACCAUUGCAAAGGUCAAACUAGUUGCAGAAAAGGGUGGCUUCUGGGAGCACUAAUAGUCAACAUUCGCCUAAGAAAGGAUACUAUGCAGUAUUGUCAUCCAAAGAUUGCACUAUUCAGACUUGAAUAUUUCUGCUGGAUUAUCUGGGCUGGAGGGAAGAAAUGGGGCUCUAUUGUACUUUUAUUUUACAAAAUCAUGAAAUUUAAGCUGUCUCUAAAGUGUUUUCGCAGAGGAUUAGAAAAGGCUAUGCGGUGGAGUCUAAGUCAAUAGCUGAUAAUUGCUGACAUUUUUUAAAGAAUCUUUCCUGGUACAAUUUAACUGCUUCAGUAAAUGGAAUCAAUACUUUUUGGGGAAAAACAACAACUGGGGACCUGGAGAAGAUGCCUGAGUCACCAUACCCCAAGGAGAGUUAGUUACUCAAAAGAAGACUCACUUCAUUUUCAGUGACUCCAGCUGAGACUUGGGUCCAGUUGCCAUUUCUUACUGUGUUGUAUAUUUCUACCUACAUAAGCUUAUACUAUGUUGAUUAAAGAAAAAUUUUUAGUUUUUAUUGAGCAGAGAAUUUAGAGUUUAUGAACAUUUGAUGUGAACUCAGUAAUAUAUACUGUAAAGAAUUUUUUAAAAAAUGGAAGUUCUAAGUUGCAUUAUCUUUUGGAAAUGUUUGAAAAUGAAUAGUCUCCAUCCUUUUGAAUGAAUUGUCAUUAACCACUACAUGGAUGUAAGGUAUUUUGUUUGAGUCUUUUGUAUUGCAAAGAACCAGUAUGGUUAUACUUUUAAAAAGUGUCUCAAUAUUUGCUGCUAUUUUGUGUUACAUUGUCUUUAGCUUGCUUCUUACAAUGCUUUAUGGACAAGGAUCCUCCAUCAAUCUCCCCCAAUCUUUUAAUUUUUCUUAGAAUAGAGAACAAAACAGAAAAGGUCACACAACACCAUGACAUGACUUUCCCAGGAGACCUAGGUCACUUUUUAAGCUUCAUUUUUUAAAACCUUACUGGUUGAUUUAAUGAGACUGGAGGGAAGAUGGAUUUUUUUUGGGGGGGGCACUUGCUAUAAGAUGGGAUUCUAGCAUUCUUGUGUAAUUCUGCUGGGAUGUCUUAUUGUUAACAGAGAAGAGUUGUAUGCAGGCCCAUUCUUCAGAACCUUCAUUUUCCUGAAGGAGAACUAUAGGUCAUUUUAGUUUAGGGUUUGAGGAUUUUUUUUUUGGAGGGGUGGGGAAGGGGUUUGGGAUAGGAGAGAAUUGCUUAUAAUUCCCAGAGUGGCUCCCACUUAAAGUCCUUUAUAAGGACUUGAGGCGUGUUUUGGUCUUCAGGUUUGAAAGACAAAUCACUUUAUCUGUUUGCUUUGUAUGUUUUCUAAAAGUUUUUUUUUUUAACACAUAAUUCAGGGGUGCCAACCCUUCAUGACAUUACUACUAGAUCAUUCUUCAGAAUUAGAUUGGGGUUUUGUGGGGCUUUUAUUUCUCUCUUUUUUUGUCUUAUAGAUGUCUAAAUUUAUUUUGCCAUAACCUUUGCUCUGAGCUUAGCAUUGUUUCUUUUGUAAUGAUCCUGUUUUGUAUAAUAUGAGAUACUGAGAAUAUUGUUCAUAUAACUUGUUUUGACAAAA
This is a messenger RNA of Monodelphis domestica (gray short-tailed opossum), 5879 nucleotides long. It is a transcript of the gene FAM174B, whose product is annotated as family with sequence similarity 174 member B. NCBI's taxonomy places the organism in Eukaryota, Metazoa, Chordata, Mammalia, Didelphimorphia, Didelphidae. The record is from RefSeq and is a predicted model, not a curated record.